AUGGUCAAAUAUUUGAGGUGGAAGUCGUGGUAUACCCACAUGCGGCUAAGUGCUAAAACCGAGAAAACUCCUUACGUUUACUUCCCUCCUCUGCAAUUCGGCGAACGUCGACAGUUCGCCAGAGUUUUUGAUUCUGAGUAUCCCUUCAAAAGGUAUAUAUGGGACUUAAUAUGGUACCGUGUCGUGAAUUAUAUUCCUACCUCAUACAUGGAUGGCCUGUUCGAUACACCAUAUCCAGUUUAUGAUAUCAGGCAUCAGGAUGCAGUACUUUAUCAUGUACAUGAUGCCGUUUUAAACCGUUCUGUUUUGGUCCAAUCGGAGAGCAAUAUUAACAAAAGACGUCAAAGCAAGACGGACAAAAAGAAAUUCGCUGAAGAAUCGAACCCAAAAUUUGACGUGCAACUUUCUGGUGAUUGGAUCUUAGCUGGAGUCGGCAGAGUUAUACCAUUUGUAACCACAGGCCUUCGUCUACCAGAGCUCGGUGAACUAAUAACUCUAAUAAGUACUAGCAAUUUACCUUCAUAUGACGACUUUGCGAUUUUUUUCGCCAACAUCACUAAUCUAUUUGAUCUUCCGUUGGAUCAUUUAGUAAAAAACAAUUUCACUCAUGUUUAUACGAGAUGGACGCUCAGCGACGAAGAUUGGCGUUCAGAACAAAUAUCUUUAGAAAAAAGGGUAUCCAACUCCGAGGUUAAUUUUAAUGAUCACCACGCACUACCACUGUCUAGUGCUGCAGCUUCUGAUGUCAUGGCAACAUUUUUGGAAGAACCUUUUUGUAUAGAACUUCGCGGGAUAAGGAUACCUCCAACGACACAAAAAUCAAAAUUUUUCGGUUAUGACAAAAAUGAUCGUGAUUUUGCUAUUGGCAUAACACCACCAAUGCCUAAUCAAGAAGUGGAUAUUCUCAUUGCACAGACGAAAAUAGAUUCGAGAGCUUUAAAAAAAGUCAAUGCUGUUGUCAAAGGAGAGUUUUCAUUAUUCCCCCCUGAGACAUAUAUUGUGCCACUGGAACGUGAAGGAAUUUGUACAAACGAUAUAAAUGCAAUAAGAACCAAGGUCAAACCGGAGUUUGUUAUUCAACCAAGUAAAGUCCUAGAGGCACAGAUGACAUUAGAAGUAUCGUUUGGACUUGUAGGAUGUAAACCUCAUCCAACAAAUCUUAGAUAUUCUAGAUUAUAUUGUCUUAUUAGUGACCAUAACGCCAUAAUGGCUAUAUUACGACACAUUACGGAAAUAAACGAGUUACUGCUGUUAUCUGGCCAUAGACUUGGUUUACUGACAGGAUUUGCGCUAGAUACAGGAGAUACUGUGAUAUUGGGAAAACUCAUCAAAUGGGUCAGUAGUCUUAGGUGCGAUGACUCUUCCGUGCCCCGUGGUGGACUCUUACUGACUAAACUCCUCGUUCCUGCUCCUGCGCUGCGGCCAAGCGAGGCAUACUGCGCUAGCACCCGCGACCUCGACUGGACAUCAGCACAUGAGGGGUUCACACCUAGACCCUCAGCCGGGGUUGCGGGGCAUCUCCUCCUUCUGCGAAGCAGUUAUGCUCGCAAAGGAGGAGGCGGAGCGCGUGAUGUUACUAUCCUUCUCGCGCCCCAGCCGCCGCAGAAGGCGACAUUCCGGACGUCGGGGAUCGAGAGAUGA
Molecule: messenger RNA, 1641 nt
Organism: Spodoptera exigua (beet armyworm)
Lineage: Eukaryota; Metazoa; Arthropoda; Insecta; Lepidoptera; Noctuidae
Source: the annotation of a GenBank genome assembly